This is a messenger RNA of Rattus rattus (black rat), 1888 nucleotides long. RefSeq names its product histone deacetylase 6-like. Gene Ontology annotation, molecular function: zinc ion binding; histone deacetylase activity. The transcript has 10 exons. NCBI's taxonomy places the organism in Eukaryota, Metazoa, Chordata, Mammalia, Rodentia, Muridae. The record is from RefSeq and is a predicted model, not a curated record. Gene Ontology annotation, cellular component: histone deacetylase complex. Gene Ontology annotation, biological process: chromatin organization.
AUGGCAUCUAGGAUCCUAAUCGUGGAUUGGGAUGUUCACCAUGGGAAUGGGACUCAGCACAUAUUUGAGGAAGACCCCAGUGUAUUAUACGUGUCCCUGCACCGGUAUGACCGUGGUACUUUCUUCCCCAUGGGGGAUGAGGGUGCCAGUAGCCAAGUAGGGCGAGCUGCAGGUACAGGCUUCACUGUCAAUGUGCCCUGGAAUGGGCCCCGCAUGGGGGAUGCUGAUUACCUGGCUACGUGGCAUCGGCUGGUACUUCCCAUCGCCUAUGAGUUUAACCCAGAGCUGGUGCUGAUAUCAGCUGGCUUUGAUGCUGCCCAAGGGGACCCACUGGGAGGCUGCCAAGUGACACCUGAGGGUUAUGCCCACCUCACCCACCUGCUGAUGGGCCUUGCUGGUGGCCGUAUUAUUCUUAUUCUGGAGGGUGGCUACAACUUGGCAUCCAUCUCUGAAUCUAUGGCUGCCUGCACCCAUUCCCUCCUUGGAGACUCACCACCCCAGCUUACUUCGCUGCGACCUCCCCAGUCAGGAGCCCUGGCUUCAAUCAGUGAGGUCAUCCAAGUGCAUCGCAAAUACUGGCGCAGUUUGCGGUUAAUGAAGAUGGAAGACAAGGAAGAAUGCUCUAGUUCUAGGCUUGUCAUCAAGAAGCUGCCCCAAUCGGCUAGUCCUGUGUCCGCUAAGGGAAUGACACACCAAAAAGGAAAGGUUCUCAAGCAGGCAUGAGGAAGCCCACAACGGCAUUACCUACAAAAAGAGUCGACUCUAGGCCAGGCUAAAGCAAAGACAGCUAAGGCAUUGCUCGCCCAGGGCCAGUCCUCAGAACAAGCUGCUAAGGGAACUACACUGGGUCUGGCCACCUCAAAGGACACUGUGGGAGGUGCCACAACUGACCAGUGUGCUUCAGUAGCAGCUACAGAAAACUCAGAUAACCAGACCAUGUCAGAGGAGGCGGCUUCAGGAGAAACUGAGUCAUUCGGAACUUCUCCAGCCUCAAAUGCCAGCAAGCAGACCACAGGAGCUUCACCUCUGCACGGAGCCGCAGCCCAGCAGUCCCCCAAGCUUGGGCUUUCCAGCACUUUGGAGCUAAGCAGUGAAGCUCAGGAAGUCCAAGAAUCCGAGGAGGGCCUACUAGGAGAAGCAGCUGGAGGUCAGGACAUGAACAGCUUGAUGCUGACACAAGGAUUUGGGGACUUUAAUACCCAGGAUGUAUUUUAUGCCGUGACUCCACUAUCCUGGUGUCCCCACUUGAUGGCGGUGUGCCCCAUUCCUGCAGCAGGCCUAGAUGUGUCCCAACCUUGUAAGACCUGUGGAUCGUUUCAGGAGAACUGGGUGUGUCUGACUUGUUAUCAGGUGUACUGCAGUCGCUAUGUCAAUGCCCAUAUGGUCUGCCACCAUGAAGCCUCUGAACACCCGCUGGUCCUCAGCUGUGUUGACCUGUCUACCUGGUGUUACCUCUGUCAGGCCUAUGUCCACCACGAGGAUCUCCAAGAUGUGAAGAACGCUGCCCACCAGAACAAGUUUGGGGAGGGCAUGCCGCACUUUCAGUAAAUCCCAGACCACGCUGCCUGUUUACCUUCUGAGGCCCCACACAGAGCAGCUUAGCUCACUGCAGUCUGUACCUUGAAUGGGGUGGCCUCCUUUGACCCAUCUUUGAAUAUCCUUUGCAAGGUGCUUAUUUAAGUGCAAAUCCUUUUCAGAGGACUCUAAUGUUUGGUUUUAGAUGUGCCCCUGCCCACUGCCUGCAUGACCGUUCUACCCAGAUGGAAAGAGGGACAACUUAGUAGCCCUAGGAAGGAGCUGAGAUCACAAGGAUGAUGUUGAAGGAGACAAGUGGCAGUGGUGGCAGGCCUGCAUAUUUAAUAAAGUUGAAGUUGUUACAAAACCUGAA